GGUUUGUGAAGGAGUAAGCACAGUCAACAGCUGCUUCCAGCCGCAAUCACCUACUCCCAAACUACCCUUACUACUUCAACAUGCAGAAGAUCGUACUCAUCGCCCUCGCCAUGUUCGCCCUGGCCGCCGCCGCCCCUCAACAGGGUCACCCCGCGGAACACCCCGUCUACAUCCUCAAGCAGGAUGCUGACAUCACCCCUGAUGGUUACUCCUUUGACUUUGAGACCAGUGACGGUACAGCUCGCCAGGAGAAAGGUACUUUGAAGCAAGUCAGUGAGAACCACCAGGCCCUUGAAGUGAGCGGCAGCUACAAGUACGUCGGCACUGACGGCCUCGUCUACACCGUCACCUUCGUCGCCGACGAGCAUGGCUUCCAGCCCCAAGAGCAUGUUGAACACCCCCAGCAAUAAGCACCAAUGUUGGACCCAAUUUGCCGGACCACUAUAAAAUGCCUAAGCAUUUACGUGGCCAACACUUGACCAAACAUUUGUCUUAUUUGCCCAGUUUGUGUAGGUUUUACUACAUAACGCUGACUGUUAUUUUUGUACAUUUUUCGUAUUCUUUUUAUAUGAAUAUAUUGCAGUAAU
Messenger RNA from Spodoptera litura, 587 nucleotides. It is a transcript of the gene CPR49, whose product is annotated as cuticular protein RR-1 motif 49. Gene Ontology annotation, molecular function: structural constituent of chitin-based larval cuticle. Gene Ontology annotation, cellular component: chitin-based extracellular matrix. The record is from RefSeq and is a predicted model, not a curated record. Lineage: Eukaryota; Metazoa; Arthropoda; Insecta; Lepidoptera; Noctuidae.